Neolamprologus brichardi is the source of this 1239-nucleotide messenger RNA. The record is from RefSeq and is a predicted model, not a curated record. Lineage: Eukaryota; Metazoa; Chordata; Actinopteri; Cichliformes; Cichlidae.
CAAAGAUGGCUGACAAACUGCCACCCCUGCCGACCACUGCUGGCAUAUCCUGUCAAUCCUUCUAUGCUAGAAGAGCCCAACAGCAUUCCACUCAUCGAGGCCUUGAAAGACCAAGGGAUCUAUGGCACAGGUACAUGCAGAGCAAACAGGCUGAAGGGAGCAGAUCACAAACUCAAGAGUGAAAAACAACUAAAAGAACUGGGCAGAGGAGCUUGUUCUGUUGUCAGCAAUAAUGCAAACAUCACUGUCACACGUUGGCUCGACAGUUCUGUCAUCCACAUGGUCUCGUCCUGUGCUGGCCAAUCCCCUGAAGAUGUUGCCAACAGAUGGGUCAAGAAGGAAAAAAGGAUGAUGAUGGUCCAAAAGCCCUUCUCUGUGGCCCUUUACAAUCAACACAUGGGUGGGGUUGAUCUUGUUGACCAAUGUCUGGCAAUGUACCCCCACAGACGUCGAAACAAGAGGUGGUACAUCCGAGUGUUUUUUCAUUUUUUGGAUGUGACCAUUGUAAAUGCCUGGCGCCUCUACCAGAUGUUUGGUUUGGAAAAGAUGAGACUCCUCCUCUUCAAAGCAUCUGUGGCUCGUGCACUGAUAAAUAGUGGCACCCUCCAGCAAUGCAAAAGAGGAAGACCCAGUGGGACCCCACAACCCAUGAAGCGGAGAGCAGUCAGCAAAGUAGCCCGUGAGGUCAGGUUUGCCACAGAAUAUCACUGGCCCCAACUGAUCGAGGUGAAAAAUGCAAACAGAUGCCAUGAUGUUGCGUGCACACGGAAGACCAAAUACAUCUGUAUGCAAUGCUGUGUGCCAUUGUGCCCUGGAUGCUUUACAAACUUUCACACAGCCUAGGUGUGAUGAACAUCAGAGAUGCAGAGACUAAGAUGUCAGUUUGUGUUUUCUUCCAGCAUGCGAAUAAGCGCUUGGUAAUACUGUCCUGCAUCAUUGUAGAAUUGUGUAGACUCAAAAAUGUUUCUCUUGUUGGAGAUAGUUUGCCAUAUUCAGGUGUAGGAUUCACGGCUGGAACUGUUGAUUGGUUUUGUUAUUUACGCCUAAACAUUGGGUCUAUAUGAGUUGAAAGUUCCAAAAAAUUGCUGAGAUGUUUUUCAAAGCAUACAAGCAAACAAGUGCUUGUAUAUUUACAAUAGAACACAAGAUAAUUCAUUUUUACAAUAAGUUCACAGUAUUUCAUGCUAAGUGCUUGGGCGCAUGUAGUCCACUGGAGUGGACAAGUCUAUAACUUUAUAA